Amborella trichopoda is the source of this 1975-nucleotide messenger RNA. RefSeq names its product receptor-like protein kinase At3g21340. Gene Ontology annotation, biological process: protein phosphorylation. NCBI's taxonomy places the organism in Eukaryota, Viridiplantae, Streptophyta, Magnoliopsida, Amborellales, Amborellaceae. The record is from RefSeq and is a predicted model, not a curated record. Gene Ontology annotation, molecular function: protein kinase activity; ATP binding.
AUUCCAAUUUCUUCAGAAACCCCUUCUGAGUUCUAAGUUCCAGGUUAAUAUGUCUCAUGCAAAUUUCUUGAACUAUUGUUGGGGUCCUUUUUCCAAAUAGGAAGCAUCUAUGCAGCCCAAGCUACCUCAAACCAGGCCUGAAAUUUCAAUGACACAACCCCGAAACCAUACCACUACUAAGCCAACUGUGUAUUAGGUAGAGGAUAGUCCAAGAUUAAGUGUACUUGAUUAUAUUUUAAAAAGAGAAACAGAUGUGAAGUCUUAAAGUAAGCAAUGGGAAUUCAUUUUUCCAGAAACCAUUAUAGAAACCUACUCAGACCUCUUUUCUAGAUGAACCAAAAAUAGACAUUUCACUUUUGGAUCUUUUGGGCCUGUGUGGCCCCAGGUUUUGUUUCCUGUACAACCUACAUCUUCCCAUUUAGAUAAUAAUUCCAUUCUCCGUUUCAUAUUUUGUGUAAGGUGAAAACAUUUUUAAUUUUGAAACUCUCGGGUGUAUAAUUUUUCUCAAAAUUAGUUGUUAUUUAAUCUCCAGAAAAGGCAAUUUUGUGAUCAUUUCUAAAUAUAGUAAAAUUGUAAAAACAUGCAUCAGGGAAACUGGUUUUGACUGCAUCUUCGAAAGCACUUUAAAUGAGACCUGCCUGAAAGUUUAAUGUGGAAAUUUUUCCAACGAUGGUAGGGUAAAUGUCUGAUCAGAUCCAUAUAUAGUUUAUGGUAUACAUAUUUUUUUCCUACACCAUUGAAUCAGGAGAAGAGAAGUUGUGUAACAAAGAAAGGGAUGACACACCAAAACCAGAUGCCACCAGAGCAUUUACACAUGCAGAAAUUGUAAAAAUCACCAAUGACUUUGAAAAGGUCAUUGGCAAAGGAGGCUACGGGCCUGUUUUCUAUGGAUGCCUAGAAAAUGGCCAUGAAGUUGCUGUGAAGUUACUGUCCCAGGAAUCACAGCAAGGAUAUAAGGAAUUCCUUGCAGAGGUUAAACUGUUGAUAAGAAUUCAUCACAAGUACUUAGUCUCUUUCAUAGGAUUCUGUGACGAAGGCCCAGAAAAGAUUCUGGUCUAUGAGUACAUGUCAAAAGGGAAUCUGAAAGAGAUUUUGUCAGAUAAAAACAGAAAUUCAGUAUCCUUAAAUUGGGAGCAGCGUCUUCGAGUAGCUCUAAGUGUUGCACAAGGAUUGGAGUAUCUCCAUUGUGGAUGCGAACCACCAAUCAUUCAUAGAGAUAUCAAGACCGUCAACAUCCUCUUAAAUGAAAAACUGGAAGCCAAAGUAGCAGAUUUUGGGCUGUCAAGAUUAGGGCCAACUGAGGAUGACACUCACAUAUGGACUAUUGCCGCGGGCACCCCUGGAUAUGUGGAUCCUGAGUACUACAUCACGAACAUGCUCACUGACAAAAGCGACGUCUAUAGCUUUGGGAUAGUUCUUUUGGAGCUUAUAUCAGGCCAGCCUGCAAUAAUUUUGGAUGAAGAAAAACUACAUAUAGUACACUGGGUAACUCCCAAGAUUAAAACAGGUGACAUUGUUAGUGUGGUUGAUCCGAGGUUGCAGGGGGAAUAUGACAUUAAUUCAAUGUGGAAAGCCGUUAAGAUAGCAUUGGCAUGUACACCAGAGACAGCCGUUAGGCGGCCAACGAUAAGUGAUGUUAUCGGUGAACUGAGAGGAUGUGUAGAGCUUGAGUCAUCGUGUCGCAGGAGAACUUCAAGAACAGAAUACCACUUAUCAAGCCCCAUAACUGCUUCAAUAAAUAUGGAGAAGGAACCAGGAUUUGAUCUAUCACCAAGGUAGUCAGCUUCAACAGUUUUCGCAUGCAUGUCGGAAGCCAUUAUAGGUCAGUCAACAUCUGCCAAGGUUCUCAAAGCAAUUAGAUACGUUGAGCAAGCCUUUUAUUUCAUUCUUAAAUUUUAUGUACUUCUGCUCACUCAACAUUGAAUGUGGCCCGUGAUUCUCUUAUGCCUUCAGUCUACUGUUCUUUGGUUUUAUG